Pelmatolapia mariae (spotted tilapia) is the source of this 8510-nucleotide messenger RNA. It is a transcript of the gene magixa, whose product is annotated as MAGI family member, X-linked a. NCBI's taxonomy places the organism in Eukaryota, Metazoa, Chordata, Actinopteri, Cichliformes, Cichlidae. The transcript has 21 exons. The record is from RefSeq and is a predicted model, not a curated record. Gene Ontology annotation, biological process: signal transduction. Bases 75 to 4166 code for a protein of 1363 amino acids. Gene Ontology annotation, molecular function: protein binding. Gene Ontology annotation, cellular component: cytoplasm; cell-cell junction.
AAAGCCCGGAGAGGAUUUAAACCGGAGCGGAGAACCGGAGGGGGACUCGGCAGGAAUUAUGAAGCUCAGCCGCCAUGUCUAAAGCGACGGUGAAGAAGCUGCACUGGCGCUCCAAGGUGCAGGAGAGCUUCGUCCCGCUGGGCGGCGGCACCGGUGGCUCGGGGGAGUUGGGGCUGGCCAUCGGGGGCGGGGCUGACUAUGGCGAGUUCCCGUUCGUCACGGCCGCCCCCGGGGGCGGGCCCACGGUGGGCGACAUCAUCCUGGAGAUUGGAGGGACACCUGUGUUGGGAAUGACCCUCGGUGAUGUCAGAGGAGUCCUGAACUCCUGUCCUCAUCCAAUCAGAAUCAAGACUGUCUCACCAGGUUCAUCUCUGUGUAAAGACCUCAGGUUGUACCUCAGUAAGUGUUUCACGCCGGGCUCCAUGGACAGUCAGCUGCAGCAGCUAAUCAGGGAGAACCUGUACCUGCGCGCCGUGCCCUGUACGACCAGGCAGCCUCGAGAUGGAGAGAUUUCAGGUGUGGACUACAACUUUGUCUCCAUCGAGGAAUUUUUCUCUCUGGAGGAGUCCGGAGCUCUGCUGGAGAGCGGCAAAUUCAAAGGGAAUUAUUAUGGGACGCCCCGCCCUGUCCACAUUGGCCCAGAGAGUCCACCAAUCACAUACCAGGAACAUCGAAACCUGUUGAGGAACUUCAGGACAAGGAGCAAGUCUCUGAGUAACCUGGAGAAAGCUGUGGAGGAAGGGGACAACAGUGAGGAGGACAGCGGGCUGACGGCAGGAUCAGCUGGAGCCCCGCCCACAACCCUGCCUCUCAGCCAGUCAUGGGAGUCUGCGGUAGGAAUGGAGAAUGGAGGAGGGGGAAGAGGAGUAGGGAGGGGAAGAGCAGGAGUGGGAGGUCCGCUGCCGGAAAACUGGGAGCUGGCCUACAGUGAUUCAGGGGAGCCGUACUACAUCGACCAUAAUUCAAAGACGACCAGCUGGCUGGAUCCUCGAACUCAGAACAAAGAGGCGACGUCUUCUACAGAACUCCCAGAGUUCACCGACCAGCCCAGUCAGCUGAAGGGCUACUCCAUCCACACUCGGCUCUCGAAAGGUCCUCGAGGUUUCGGCUUCAACAUAGUUGGAGGAAGUCGACCCCGAGAGUUUCUGCAGGUGUACAGCGUCACACCUGGAGGACCGCCUGCUCUCAACACAGCGGACAUCCUGGUCUACAUCAACGACACCUGUGUGCUGGGUCGCUCUCACAAAGAAGUGGUGGAGAUGCUGAAGUCGGUACCGAUGGGUCAAAGCGUGGAUGUGGUGCUGAGGAGAGGAUACCCAAUGCUUUAUAACCCCGACGGCUGUCCCAAACAGAGCCUGGAGACGCAGCCGCAGACCCCCAGCGAGUCCGGCAACCUGAGCCGAGGCCUGACGCACCUCACCUACAGCCGCACUCUGGACGCCAACGGCAGCACGCCAGGCCUGGCACAAACCCCGCCCUCUUAUGCCACUCAGCCAAUGACAAAUGGACUCACGGGCCCACCCACCCCCACGUCUUCUGAUACCCCACUGGGUCCACCACACCCAGCGGAGAGGACACUUACCAAUCAUAGUGACUCUGAUGGCGGCCUAUCCAAUGCAGGAACUCGACGGUCUUCUCUGAUUCGCUACAACAGCAACACUCUCCCCGCCCUCUCUUCCACUUCCCUUCUCCAGCAUCAGAGCUCCAAGUCCUCAGAGAGUGACCUGUCCACGUCCACGCUCCCCAUAUCCUCCUCCACGCUCCCCAUCACUUCUUCAUCCUCACACACUCUUACCAAACUUCCGCUCUCUCAGCCCGAGACGGGCCUCCUCCAAAACUCCACCAGCUCCAGCAGCACAAACAACACCCCCUCCUCUUCUACACCUCCUGGUCCGCCUGUGCAUCGCCCACUGAUGCCUCAGACCUCCCUCGCUCUGACCCCACCCAGAGACAUCCCACCCUGUGGCUUUAAUGGGUGCCCGGCCAAUCACCAAGCACCCUCCACAGCAUCCAGAGGAAACCCGGGAUUGGUGCUCCCCCUUGGAUCCGGGUCCCCGGGGACAGCCCACGGCGGGGAGCUCGUGCCGGUGGCUCUCGGCCGCAGUGAGAGCGGGGGACUGGGAUUCAGUGUGACAGCAGGAGGACAUGGGGGUCAACAGGCAGUAGUCAGGCGGGUUUGGGAUCGGAGGCAGUGCCUGUCGCUGCAGUCAGGAGACAUUAUAGUGAAGAUCAAUGGAGCAGACGUCCAAAGCUUCAGCUUCUCCCAGGUGCAGAGAGUGCUGCAGGAACACACCAAACAGGGAGAGGUUGUACUUCUGGUCUACAGAGGAGCUCCCGUAUCCUCCCCAGUCGUCACCCCCAACAUCUACAAACGCCUCACCAUCCCACACGGAAUGACCGGCCCUUCCUCCUCCCACCCCAACACUUCAGCCGACAUGCCUUCCCCGUCCACGGGUGCCUUGGUGGGGGGUAUUCCCCCACUCAGCCAGGCUGGUUUGGCCCUUGAGAGUCCCCAGGAGGGGCAACUACCAGCAGCAGGGAACCACCAAGGUGCCCCUCCUGCCCAGACGCCUAACGGACCUCCAGCCUCGGCCCUCAUCCAGAGCACUAGCUUCCUGGACUCAGUUCCUGUGACGCUGACCUUAGAGCCACGUGACUUAUUGGGCGUGGAGGAGAGCGCCGGCGGCCCUCCUGCACUCAGAGAGGGCGGACUAGGAGCCGUUCCUAAGGAUGGAAGAGGAGGCGGAGGAGGAGUAAAGUCAGUGGAUGUGGAGCUGAGGAGGCGACAAGGAGAAGGCUUUGGAUUUGUUAUCGCCUCUCAGGAAGUGAGUGGAGCCCCAUCGCUGAUGUCUCACCGGUUCGUGACGGUGCGUCGUGGCAGCCCGGCGGCUCGCAGCGGGCAGAUCCAGCCUGGAGACCAGCUGGAGGCGGUGGAGGGUCGGCCGGUCGCAGGUCUACAGCACCGAGACCUGGCCCAGAUCCUGAGGAGAGCCGGGAACACACUGAGACUGAGCAUCACUCCUCGACACCAUUCCUCUUCCCUGACCGAAGCCGCAGAUCUGGACAUAGAUGGUCGGAUGAUAAAAGGACCCAGAGGGAGGUCAAAGCAGGAGGAGUCAAAGUUCUACAGCGUGGACCUGGAGCGAGGUCCUACGGGUUUCGGUUUUUCUCUGAGGGGAGGCAGUGAAUACAACAUGGGACUGUAUGUACUCGGGCUGAUGGACGGGGGGCCAGCCCAGCGCAGCAACAAGAUACAGGUGUCCGACCAGCUGGUGGAGAUAAAUGGAGACAGUACAGCAGGAAUGACUCACAGUCAGGCCGUUGAGCAGAUCAGAAGAGGAGGACAUCGAAUCCACCUCGUCCUCAAGAAGGGAAACGGAUACGUGCCCGACUACGGCCCUGAGGAAGGAGCCCUCUCCCCCUCCUCCUCUUCACACACCGAGGAGCUGGAUGUGGAUAUGAUAACCAUGACAACUGCCUCUCUCAGCCAGGAAAUAAGACGAGGAAGUGGUGCGGGAGAAGGAGAGAGGAGGAGGAGAGAGAGAGAAACCAAAAGAAGAACAGGAGGAGUAGGAUUAGGGCCUCCUGCUCUGGACCUGGACAUAGUGGAGGAGGAAGCACGGGUGCUGGAGAGGAGAUGGCAAGAGGAGGAGCAAAGGGAGGAGAGGAAGAGAAGAAGUCAGACUGUCAGGCAGAUGAAGCAGGAUGACCUCAAGGAGCAGGGGAGGAGGAGCAGGAGCUUACCCAGGAGUGAUGCCCGCCUCAGGGACUCACCUCUGUCAGAGGAGUCCAGAAGAGGAGGGGGAGAGCGGGAGAGGAGAGAGGAGAGAAACAGCAGCACCAACCGCCGUGCAAAGCAUGCUGGGAACUCGGCUGCAUCUCAGAAGGCAGCGUUCUCCUUCCUCAUGCCGCUGGACGAUGACAGCAGUGACAGACAUCUUUCCGACAGUGAAUCAACAGCCAGUUUUUCGGAGAUGCACCUAUCAGCAGCCAGCAUCGCCGCUGCUGGCUUGAGGGAGGAGUCUGAUUGGAGGAGAGCUGAGUUGCCGUUGCAAGAUGGAAACGGCCCAGGCCCUUGGCUGAAGCCGAGCACGCAGAGACUGACGCAGGUGCUGACGAGCAGUCAGAUCCGUGGGCGGGGACUAGUGGGUGGGCUCUCUCUCUGAUUGGCCAGCUGUGAGGGCAUUCUCCUCUUUUAUUUGCUGAUUUUUUUUUUAUUGGCUACUUAUCAAGGGCUUUUUUGAUUGGCCUGCUGGAGAAGACACACCUCCUUCUGAGUCCAACUGGAUGACCACAGAAAACUCUGUUUCUAAUUGGCUGGUGGGUGACAUAACAGCUACACAGACCUGCCGAACCAACACCUUUAAUAUUACCCAUCAUGCCUCAGUACAUCCUGAGACCUGUAUCAUAAAGCUAUAUCGGGCCGCCAUCGCCUGUCAGACAAUUUCAACCGUCCACUUAUUUUAUCUUCCUCUCGGGAUUCUGUUUUAUUUCGACUUGAUUCGAGUAACAUCCUAAUACGGGUUAGGGUUAGAUUACAGCGAUUGAUACAUUCACCAAAUCACCCGAGCUGCCUGUGGACAGCUGAACUCUUUGUGAUACAGGCUCCUGGUCUGCAGACCUGAUGUGACGUUUCCGUGUGAAACAUCACGUCUGCGUUUCAUGGCUUCAUCACGAUCAUCUUCACUCGCAUCCUUCCAACUUCAAAAUGGUAUGCAAACAACAUCCGAACCGAACAACGGCGCUGUUUCGUGAUUCUCUCUGUGUAAUCUGAGCAUGUGAAUAUUACUGGAAUGAUUUUUUUAUUUUUAUAAAGCUGAACGUGUAACAAAAUUAUUAUUAUAACGAUAUUAGAGAUUAAAUAGAUCCAGAGAUGAUUUGAUUUGCCUGCUUGCUUGUAAAAAUGAAAGGAAAAUAACCUGAUGAUGUAACAGAGCCAUACACACGCACACACACAUACAGAUGUCAGGUCCAGCUGUGGUCCUGUCGGCUGUCGACGAACAUAACAUCACCAUGGCAACAUGGCCUGUCUCUAUAGCGACAGCCGCGGAGGAGCAGGACGACCUGCAGCUUUGGAUCAUAACAAGUGCCUCGUUUUGUUUCAGCCUUCGUCCUGCAGACUGUCGCUUCGCAGAAGCUGCAGGCAGAGACGCACGCCGUCACUUCCUGCAACACGUCAAACAACGCCAAGACCUUUCAGACACCAAAAUAUCCCAUCAUGCAACAGCCAAUACUGAGUUUAAUGCUUUUUAUAAUUGAGACAUACUUGAGCUAAGAAUCAGUUUGUGUGCCACAAAAACAAAAUGACCCGUCAUGUUAUCUGAAUGUGUCUUCGCCUUAACUCCAGAGGUCCCAAAAUUAGGGCGGCAACUAAUUAUUUUCACUACUGAGUAAUCUUCAUUGAUUUUUUUCCCCCUAUAAGAUGUCAGAAAAUAGAAAAGAUUCUGCUGUCACUUGUCCAACCCAUAAAUGCAUCUUCAGAGGCCUUUUAUGGGUUUUCUUGUUGAAAGAUGUUUAAUUUACAUCAAGUGAAUCAAAGGAAAUCAUUAGAUCCUGACUUCUUUUUUUAAGGCAUCAGAAAAUCUGGCAUUUUACCAACUAAUUAAAUUUAUCGAUUGAUUUUGUAGCUCUGUUUAAAACAACAGGAACAAAAUUUACACAGAUCUCAUCUGUAAUCUAUAAAAUCUCAAAGUUAAAUUAAAUAUAAAUGGGUAUAUCAGAUAUCUGCACCCUUAAGACAUUUGUUAAGAGUGUAGAAAUAGUUCUGUCAUUUUAUAGACAAAUCAGUGAGAAGCAACAGCGCAGCCCUGUGUUUGCCAUUUGGACUGAGGGUUAGUGUGCACUACAGAGAUGUAAAUAAUAUUAAAUUAACAGAUAAAACCAAAACACUGAUUAAUGUCCACAGGAUAAUGUGCAGUGACGUGAUGUGAGACUGUCAGUGCAUUGCCACAUGCAUGACGUUCAGAGAAUUUCAGCCUAGAAGUUCAAGUCGAAUAGUGCAAACAAUCACGCACACGUCUCCGCUGAAUCAAAAUAGCAGAAGAAACAGUGUCUAGAUUUUUCUUUUUGUUGUUCACGUAGCAGGUUUUUUAAGCCACAUUUAAAAUGUUUAUUUUAAAGAAUUAUUCACGCGAGAGUACUUUAUUUAAACAACUAAUAACGCUAACAACAUGGUAAGGCUCCUUUUAAGGAGGACCUAUUCUGCCUUCCCUGAGGUCUCGUAACAAACCAAAGUAUUAAACAUGUCGAAGUAAAACAUGGAAGCCAAAAAAUAUUUAGAAAUUAGUAAAAUUAUUUAUAAAAAAUAUUUUGUUUCUAUUUUCACAAUAAAAUUGGCCAAUCACAUGGAAGUGGCUGUGCAAAGGAACAGCGUAAGAUCGGUAAAAGAAAACUAUAAAUCAUGCUACGCUACGUUAGCUGAGUCCCCGAAUAAAGACCAAGAGCUGGAAAUGAGCAGAAUAGGUCUCCUUUCAGAAUCACACCUAAGAAAUGUAAAGUUUUUAAAAUAAAAGAUUAUAUGAUGUAAAAAUAAUAAAAUGGUCACUGCUCUCUGCGGACAAACUGCAGAACAGUGUUUUCACACCUUAUUUGUUGUCAUUUAUGGGCCGAUCUACAGUACGUGGUGAUGCUGAUGUGUCAGAUUAACUUAAUGUUUUCAGUUUGUGCAUCAAAACUCAUCCAAAGACUAUUUAUGACAUGAAGAAGCUUCACUCUGUAACAAAGCUGUAAAACGGCUCAUUUUAGACCAAUGAAUGAAAACUAUUUGUUGUCCAGACCCGAAGAUGAAGGUUUUUUUGUAAAUGUCAAACUUUGGACUGUUGAAAUGAUAUUUUAAAAAAAUAAAUAACCGUGAGCCGAGGAAAGUUAUUUCAUUUUCAUAGACAAAACUAUUAAUCCAAAGCAUUUUUCAGCAGAUUGUUAAUCAACAAUAAAAACAACUGUUAGCUGGAUGAGCUUCUUUUUGACAGAGUGAAACUUCAUCUUCCUCCAGCUGCUUGUGUUUCAGGACAGUUAAACUUGAUGUCAGAUCAGUAUUUGAGCUGAUCAGGGUCACAGCUUUAUAGAGGGAAAGGGAAUAUGAAGCUUGGGGGAAGAAACAGGGUGUAAAUAUCAGAUUUAAAAGCACCUGUUUUGUUUCAAAGAUUAACAGUAACCCUUCCCUGUAACAGGCGUUUCUGAUUUCACUGUUUGUUUGUUUUUUAAGCUAAAUAACAUCUGGAAACAGCUGGACUAUUAAUGACUAACCUCACAGUAAAUUUAAGAAUAUUUUCAAAUAUGACUUCAAAUACAGAUUAACCGGUUAUUGCCAUUACAUCAAUUAUUGGCAAGUAAUUUGUAAGUAGCAAGUCAGACUUUAUUUUCUAUUCAAAGCAAGCUCUUGCAUUGAAUCUAUUAAAUAACAGGCUUGCUGCUGCAUAGAGGGGACAAUAACCACUUAACCCUUUAUGAUGCCAGAAAUCACAUUUGCAACACUAAUGCAAACAUUACAUAUAUGCUGACUUCACUGACCUUGAUUUGCAGCGUAAAAAUGGAAGAAAGAAGUAAAAAUUGUAAAAAAAAAAAGUCUUUUUUAAUGCAUGCCCUGUAAGGGGUUAAGCAUCAGUUCACAAAUACUCAGGAUUCAGAGCCUCACUGAGGUCACGACAGAACAUCCCUUUUUAUGCUGAGGACAGUUCACUUCAAAAAUCAGUUUUACAGAUUUUCUUUCCUUUGAGCUGUUCAUCCUUCUAGAUGUCUUUGUUGUAAAUUGCACAGUUUUGCAGUUUCUUAUAGGAACUGCAGGAUUUAGAAAGAAUGGCUCUGUCCGUUAGAGAGAGGCAAGUCCUAAACUAUAUGGCCAACUGAAAUCAAAACUGUAAAUUUAAUAUUUAUUGCUUUGAUGUGCUAAAAAAUACUUUGAAGUUAUAAACCACACAAAAAUAAAUAAACCAACACCUCAUCCAUUGAUCCAUUACAUCUCUUGCAUCAUUUUAAUGUCUGUUUCUAUGUUCCAUCCACAGCCUUAGCAGUUAAACUACAAACCCCUGUGCUACCCUUUAGCCCCACCCUUCUGCCUCCUGUCUUUUAGGGCAUUAGGAUGUUUGUCUUCUAUGCAUUUUCUAAGACUGUGUCCUAGCGACUGAUUCCCUGAUUGGUGCGAGCAGCGCCUAAUCACAGGAUCGCAGAGUCUGGACUAAUGAUUCUAACAAAGGAUCUGAUCAUUCAGGUUCUGGUCCAGAGACAACCAGGAAGAGCCGAGUUCUCGCUGGACUGAACAGUUUUACCAUCAGACCUGCUCCAAGGCAGCAGGAUGGAGGAACGCCACUCAGCUGUUUGCUUAAUGCAGUUUUUAUCUUCAGCAGUUGGCUGUAAACACGCAGAAGUGACUGAAGCAGCUGAUCUGAUCCGUCAGUGAUCGCUCGGUGUCUUUAGAUCCAGUCUGACUUUAAAACUCUGAGCUGGACCAACAUCAGCUCAGGUAGACCAAGCUAACUAUCCGCAGCCUUGUUCAAUAAACAAGCUCAUGUGAA